GUUACGGCUUGUCACGUGUGUAUUGAAAAUUUGAUUAUUGCCAAAUCAAAUUUUCGAAAUUACAUCAAUCAUGGAUCUUCAAGAUGUUGAAAAGGAUUUUAAUCCAUCGAUUCCGCCUGUUCAUUAUGAAUAUCUUGAUCAUACUGCCGAUGUUCAAAUCCAUGCCUGGGGUAAAGAUUUGAAAGAAGCAUUCGAACAAUGUGCAAUGGGUGUUUUUGGUUAUAUAACCGAUUUGAAAACGGUUUCAAUUGAAAAAUAUGCCGAUGUUGAAGCUAGUGGUGGUGAUGAUGAAAGCAGUAUGUUGUUUCGUUUUCUUGACGAUGUAUUGUUCCUAUUCAAUGCUGAGCCAUUUCUUAUACCCAAGAAAGUUGAAAUCUUGGAAAUGAAUUGGCAAGAUUUUCGUAUUAAAGCACGAUGUUAUGGUGAAGUAUUCAACCUCGAUAAACAUCCACAAGGUACCGAAGUGAAAGCAAUCACUUAUUCAAAUAUGCAGAUCCAUAAAAAAGAUGAUCGUGUCGAUGUCUAUGUUAUAAUUGAUAUCUAAAAAAUUUAUUUCUGAAUUUUACAAUCAUGUCAUUUUUUACCAUUAAAUAUUAUACGACCUAUAUGAUAAUCAA
Messenger RNA from Dermatophagoides farinae (American house dust mite), 617 nucleotides. It is a transcript of the gene Archease, whose product is annotated as protein archease. NCBI's taxonomy places the organism in Eukaryota, Metazoa, Arthropoda, Arachnida, Sarcoptiformes, Pyroglyphidae. Gene Ontology annotation, biological process: tRNA splicing, via endonucleolytic cleavage and ligation. Gene Ontology annotation, cellular component: tRNA-splicing ligase complex. The record is from RefSeq and is a predicted model, not a curated record.